AUGCUGCGCUACCUGCUCAAAACACUGCUGCAGAUGAACUUGUUCGCGGACUCCCUGGCGGGGGACAUUUCCAACUCCAGUGACCUGCUCUUCGGCUUCAACUCCUCGGUAGCGGCGCUCAACCACAGCCUGCUGCCCCCCGGCGAUCCCUCUUUCAACGCGUCAAGGGUCGAGCCGGAGGACGCGAUGCCGCGCAUCGUGGAGCAGCCGCCUGAUCUGUUGGUCUCCAGAGGCGAGCCGGCCACUCUGCCCUGUCGCGCGGAGGGCCGGCCCCGGCCCAACAUCGAGUGGUACAAGAAUGGGGCGCGAGUGGCCACUGCGCGCGAGGACCCGCGCGCGCACCGCCUGCUGCUGCCCAGCGGGGCACUCUUCUUCCCGCGCAUCGUUCACGGGCGCCGCGCGCGGCCCGACGAAGGUGUCUACACUUGCGUGGCGCGCAACUACCUGGGGGCAGCGGCUAGUAGAAAUGCCUCGCUAGAAGUGGCAGUCCUCCGUGAUGAUUUCCGGCAGUCUCCUGGGAACGUGGUGGUGGCAGUGGGGGAGCCAGCGGUAAUGGAAUGCGUGCCUCCCCGUGGCCACCCGGAGCCUUCCGUGUCUUGGAAGAAGGACAGUGCAAGACUCAAGGAGGAGGAGGGAAGGAUCACGAUUCGUGGAGGGAAGCUGAUGAUGUCACAUACACUCAAGAGUGAUGCAGGGAUGUAUGUGUGUGUGGCCUCCAACAUGGCAGGAGAACGGGAGAGUGGGGCAGCCGAACUUGUGGUCCUGGAGCGACCCUCAUUCCUGCGUAGACCUGUGAAUCAGGUGGUCCUGGCAGAUGCCCCCGUGGAUUUCCCAUGUGAGGUGCAAGGAGAUCCCCCGCCUCGUCUAAGAUGGCGCAAGGAAGAUGGGGAACUACCCACAGGCAGGUAUGAGAUCCGGAGCGACCACAGCCUUUGGAUCGGGCGUGUGAGUGCGGACGAUGAGGGGACGUACACCUGUGUGGCUGAGAACAGCGUGGGCCGUGCCGAAGCAUCUGGCUCCCUCAGUGUUCACGUCCCUCCCCAGCUGGUCACCCAGCCCCAGGACCAGAUGGCAGCUCCUGGAGAGAGCGUGGCUUUCCAAUGCGAGACCAAAGGAAACCCCCCACCUGCCAUCUUCUGGCAGAAGGAGGGAAGUCAAGUCCUGCUUUUCCCCAGUCAGCCACUUCAGCCCAAGGGGCGCUUCUCAGUCUCUCCCAGAGGCCAGCUCAACAUUACUGAUGUGCAGAGUGGGGACGCUGGCUACUAUGUGUGUCAGGCUGUUAGUGUGGCCGGCAGCAUCCUGGCCAAGGCCCUGUUGGAGGUAAAAGCAGUUCUUCCUCUCUCAGCCUCCUCCUUGGACGGGCUGCCUCCCAUCAUCCUCCAGGGACCAGCCAAUCAGACGCUGGCACUUGGCUCCUCUGUGUGGCUGCCAUGCAGAGUGACUGGGAACCCUCAACCUAGCAUCCAGUGGAAGAAGGACGGGCAGUGGCUGCAGGGGGACGACGUGCAACUCAAUCUAAUGGCCAACGGUACCCUGUACAUCGCCAGGGUGCAGGAGAUGGACAUGGGUUUCUACAGCUGUGUGGCCAAGAGUUCCACAGGGGAGGCCACAUGGAAUUAUCGCCUCACUGCAGAGGACUGGGGAGUUUCAUCAGAGCCCCCUACGGAGCCCAGUACCCCUCCAGGGCCUCCCUCUCAGCCACUGGUCACUGAGAUCACCAAGAACAGCAUUACCCUGACCUGGAAGCCCAACCCGCAGGCCGGGGCCACAGUCACCUCUUACGUGAUAGAGGCCUUCAGCCAAGCAGCUGGCAACACGUGGCGGACAGUGGCAGAUGGCGUGCAGCUGGAGACACACACUGUCAGCGGUCUGCAGCCCAACACCAUCUAUCUGUUCCUGGUACGAGCUGUGGGAGCCUGGGGCCUCAGUGAGCCCAGCCCCGUCUCUGAGCCUGUCCGCACCCGGGACAGCAACCCAUCCAGGCCAGUGGAGGACCCAUGGAGAGGCCAGAGGGGACUGGCUGAAGUGGCCGUGCAUAUGCAGGAGCCCAUAGUCCUUGGGCCCCGGACCUUGCAGGUGUCCUGGACUGUAGAUGGCCCAGUCCAGCUGGUGCAAGGUUUCCGAGUGUCUUGGAAGGUAGCAGGCCCUGAUGGGGGACACUGGACAGUACUGGACCUACAGUCCCCAAGCCAGCAAAGUACUGUGCUAAGAGGACUCCCCCCAGGGACCCAAAUUCAGGUCAAGGUGCAAGCCCAAGGCCAGGAGGGGCUGGGGCCUGAAAGUCCCUUCAUGACCAGAAGCAUUCCUGAGGAGGCCCCCAGUGGUCCCCCCCAGGGAGUGACAGUAGCCCUGGGGGGUGAAGGCAACAGCAGUGUCACAGUGUCCUGGGAACCUCCACUCCCUUCCCAGCAAAAUGGGAUCAUCAAGGAAUACCAGAUAUGGUGCCUGGGCAAUGAGAGUCGCUUCCACCUCAACCGGUCUGCGGCAGGCUGGGCACGCUCCGCGGUGCUCCGGGGACUGCUGCCCGGUGUUCUCUACCGGACCCAGGUCGCGGCGGCCACCAGCGUGGGCGUGGGCGUGGCCAGUGCCCCGGUGUCAGUGCAACUGCCUUCCCCGCCGGGAUUGGAGCCUGGGCUCGAGGUGGGCCCGGGGCUGGCGGAGCGGCUGGCGAGGGUGCUGCGGGAGCCUGCCUUCCUCGCGGGCAGCGGCGCCGCGUGCGGGGCGCUGCUCCUCGGGCUCUGCGGCGUCCUCUACCGGCGCCGGAGGCAGCGCAAGGAGCUCAGUCACUACACGGCCUCCUUUGCCUACACACCUGCAGGUAAGAUAUCUCUGCUCCAGUGGGGUUCAGACCCCAAGUACGGGCCCUUCUCUCACUCAGUGUCCCCCUCAUCUUCCCCAGUGUCCUUCCCACACUCAGAGGGCCUCUCUGGAGCCAGUUCCAGGCCACCCAUGGGCCUUGGCCCCGCCCCCUACCCAUGGCUAGCAGACUCGUGGCCCCACCCAUCUCGAAGCCCCUCAGCCCCGGAGCCCAGGGGAAGCUGCUGCCCCAGCAAUCCUGACCCAGAUGACAGAUAUUACAAUGAAGCAGGAAUCUCCUUGUACCUGGCUCAGACAGCCCGGGGUCCUGCCGCCCCGACUGAGGGUCCUGUCUACAGCACCAUUGACCCAGCUGGGGAGGAGCUGCAGACCUUCCAUGGGGGAUUCCCCCCAAAUCCCUCAGGGGAUCCAGGCACCUGGAGCCAGUAUGCUCCUCCAGAAUGGAGCCAGGGGAACAGUGGAGCCAGGGGAGGCAAAGUAAAGCUUCUGGGAAAACCUGUGCAGAUGCCCUCUCUCAACUGGCCAGAAGCCCUGCCACCACCUCCCCCUUCCUGUGAACUGAGCUGCCUAGAGGGGCCUGAGGAGGAGCUGGAGGGCGGCUCAGAGCCAGAAGAGUGGUGUCCACCAAUGCCUGAGAGGAGCCACCUGGCAGAGCCCAGCUCCAGUGGAGGGUGCUUGGUCCCUCCGUCCCAAGGGGAAGCCCCCUCUCCCACAUCUUCCUAUGGACAGCAGUCCACAGCCACUCUUACCCCCUCACCUCCUGACCCUCCCCAGCCCCCCACUGACAUCCCCCAUCUCCACCAGAUGCCCAGGAGGGUGCCCCUUGGUCCAAGUUCCCCUCUCAGUGUAUCCCAGCCCACUCUGAGUAGCCAUGAAGGGAGGCCUGCUGGCCUGGGUGCUGGACCCACAGCCUCCCAUCACCUCAGCCCCAGCCCUGUCCCUAGUACAGCCAGCAGUGCCCCAGGGAGAACCCGGCAGGUGCCUGGGGAGAUGACUCCUCCACUUCAAGUGCCCCGUGCCCGAAUCCGGAAACCCAAGGCUGUUCCCUACCGACGGGAGCACAGUCCUGGGGACUUGCCCCCGCCACCCUUGCCGCCACCAGAGGAAGAGGCAAGCUGGGCCACAGGGCUGAGGGCAGCAGGCAGCAUGUCCUCCUUGGAACGGGAACGGGAGCGCAGUGGAGAGAGGAGAAUGGUGCAGGCCGGGCCCUUGGGGGCCCAGCGGGGUCCCCACCUGGAUGAAGAGGCCUGGCUCCCUUACAGCCGACCCAGCUUCCUGUCCCGGGGCCAGGGCACCAGCACCUGUUCCACAGCUGGCAGCAACUCCUCCAGAGGCUCCAGCAGCCCCCGAGGCUCCCGGGGCCCUGGACGGAGCCGGAGCCGGAGCCGGAGCCAAAGACCAGGACGGAAACGCGGAGAGGAACCAAGAUGACCCUGGAUGAGGCUAUCAGGAGUUCCACGGGGAAGGGCUUGUCCCUGGGCCGGGAGCCUUGGAUGGGAGCCCCUCCCCCUGGUAAAUGGGUGUGAGCAGAGAGGAGCAGGGGGGGCCCUCUUCCCUCCCAGCAAUGAUGCUUAAAAGCCAGAGAGCCAGCUCUUCCUACCAGAAACUUUCCACCUCUUUCUACCUGAAACUCAUGUGUAAAAGGGACAAAUAAAAAGAGUCU
Panthera uncia (snow leopard) is the source of this 4480-nucleotide messenger RNA. RefSeq names its product roundabout guidance receptor 3 (gene ROBO3). The coding region runs from base 1 to 4248 and encodes 1415 amino acids. NCBI's taxonomy places the organism in Eukaryota, Metazoa, Chordata, Mammalia, Carnivora, Felidae. The record is from RefSeq and is a predicted model, not a curated record. The transcript has 27 exons. Gene Ontology annotation, molecular function: protein binding.